AUGUCGUCCGGAGUCGAAAUUAUCAACGGCAAAAAGACAUUUAUCCCUAUUGAAAACAACCCCGAAGUUCUCGCCCAACUAUCCCGCAACCUCGGCGUCUCCACAACACUUACAUUCCACGACAUAUUCGACCUCAACAUCAACAAUGACGCGCCCCAAAACUCCAUCCCCCGUCCAAUAAACGCGUUGGUUUUCCUCUGCGCUCCGCCCAUCUUCAACCCCGUCCGCUCGCAUCUAAAAUCUACCCUCCCCACCUAUACCGGCCACGGGCCCUCGGAACCAGUUAUCUGGAUUAAACAAACGAUCGGAAACGCUUGCGGGCUGAUGGCGCUGCUCCAUUGCAUCUUGAACCUUCAGGAUGGGAAAUAUAUAACGUCUGGUUCGCAGCUGGAUGAGUUACGCAGGACUCUUAUCGGGUUGCCUCCCAAGGAACGCGCUCAGGUACUCUACGACUCCCAGUUCCUGGAAGAUGCGCACAUGGAUGCCGCUGUCCAAGGUAGUUCGAGUGUUCCUAGUGCGCGAGAACACGCGAGUGGGCACUUCAUUGCGUUUGUGAAGGACGCGCGGGGGAAAGUGUGGGAGUUAAAUGGAGGUUUGCCGGGACCGUUAGAGAGGGGCAAUUUAGGACCGAACGAUGAUUUAUUGAGUCCGGCGGGUGUCAGGUUGACAGUUGGGGAGUAUAUGGAUGUUGCGAAGACGGUGGAUGGCGGGUGGGGGAUUUCAAUCGUGGGUUUGGGGGUGGGUGAGACUUAG
Molecule: messenger RNA, 753 nt
Organism: Aspergillus affinis
Lineage: Eukaryota; Fungi; Ascomycota; Eurotiomycetes; Eurotiales; Aspergillaceae
Product: putative ubiquitin carboxyl-terminal hydrolase isozyme L3
Exons: 2
Coding region: 1-753 (250 amino acids)
Biological process (GO): ubiquitin-dependent protein catabolic process; protein deubiquitination
Cellular component (GO): cytoplasm
Molecular function (GO): cysteine-type deubiquitinase activity
Source: RefSeq, a predicted model, not a curated record